Molecule: messenger RNA, 1438 nt
Organism: Nothoprocta perdicaria
Lineage: Eukaryota; Metazoa; Chordata; Aves; Tinamiformes; Tinamidae
Gene: DBNL
Product: drebrin like
Exons: 13
Coding region: 70-1341 (423 amino acids)
Biological process (GO): postsynaptic actin cytoskeleton organization; positive regulation of axon extension; positive regulation of dendritic spine morphogenesis
Cellular component (GO): postsynaptic membrane; dendrite; postsynaptic density
Molecular function (GO): actin filament binding
Source: RefSeq, a predicted model, not a curated record
CUCUUCACCUAUGAAGGCAACAGCAACGACCUGCGCGUGGCCGGCAGCGGAGCCGGCGGCCUCCAGGAGAUGGUGGAGGAGCUCAACAGCGGCAAGGUGAUGUACGCCUUCUGCAGGGUCACCGACCCCAACUCCGGCCUCCCCAAAUACGUCCUCGUCAACUGGACAGGGGAAGGUGUCAACGACGUGCGGAAAGGAGCCUGCGCCAACCACGUCAGCACCGUAGCCAACUUCCUGAAGGGCGCUCACGUCACCAUAAACGCUCGCGCUGAGGAGGACGUGGAGCCGGAGCUCAUCAUGGAGAAGGUGGCCAAGGCUUCRGGGGCGAACUACAACUUCCACAAAGAGAGCAGCAGGUUCCAGGAUUCGGGUCCUCAGGCUCCGGUGGGCUCCGUCUAUCAGAAGACGAACGCGAUGUCGGAGCUCAAGAGAGUCAAUAAGGACAAUUUUUGGGCCAAAGCAGAGAAAGACGAGGAAAACCGCCGGCUGGAGGAGAAGAGGCGGGCGGAAGAGGAGCGCCAGAGGCUGGAAAGGGAGCGGCGCGAGCGGGAGCUGCAGGAGGCGGCCGGGCGCGAGCAGCGGUACCAGGCGAGGUCCAGCGAGAUCGAGGCGCAGAAGAGAUUCCAGCAGCAGCAGGAAGCGGAGAGCAGGGACAGGGAGCAGCAGCAGUGGAAGGAGCAGGCGGAGGAGUACGAGGCCCAGCAGCGAAAGGGCUUCAAGAGGAGCGAGUCGGUGGAGAAAGCCCAGGAGGCCGCCUCGCUCAUAGCGCAGAGGUCCGUGAACCCCCGGGACAUCUUCAGGCAGCGGGAGAGGUCCAUGCCCGCGGACACGGCGGCGGCGGCGGCUUCGCAGCCGGGCAAACUGCGCAGCCCCUUCCUGCAGAAGGAGCCCGCRGGGCCACCAGCCUCCGCCACCGUCGCCUCGGCCCCGCGGGAGGCUCCGCCGUCCUCCUUCCCCCAUCCCUCUGCUCAGGAGACGCCUCCGGACUCACCAGGAGCCACGUCAGGCCGGAAUGCCGGCGCGCCGCCCGCCGAAGAGGCCGCCGUGUACGAGGAGCCGCCCGAGCACGGGGCCAUCUACGAGGAACCGCCUCAGGACCACACGGACRAUGCCAACUACGGCUACGGGGCCGAGUACCAGCAGACACCGGACCUGGCGGGCAAGGGGCUCUGCGCCCGCGCGCUCUACGACUACCAAGCCGCCGACGACACGGAGAUCUCCUUCGACCCCGAGAACAUCAUCACCAACAUCGAGAUGAUCGACGAGGGCUGGUGGCGCGGCUACGGGCCCGACGGCCACUUCGGCAUGUUCCCCGCCAACUACGUGGAGCUCAUUGAGUAGCGGAGCGGGGAGCACCAGCGGCCCCCAAAGCACUCGCCUCCCAGCCCGCCCUUCCAACCAGUGUGUGGCUUUUCCCAUUUUUCCUCUUCUUUUUUCC